Messenger RNA from Lacerta agilis (Sand lizard), 1025 nucleotides. RefSeq names its product cysteine-rich venom protein pseudechetoxin-like. The transcript is spliced from 7 exons. The record is from RefSeq and is a predicted model, not a curated record. Lineage: Eukaryota; Metazoa; Chordata; Lepidosauria; Squamata; Lacertidae. Bases 280 to 915 code for a protein of 211 amino acids. Gene Ontology annotation, cellular component: extracellular region.
UAUGAAUCUCCAUCAAUGAAUUGCCACUGUUAAACAACUGAGAGUCCAAAACCCUCAUCCGUCUCCUGCAAACCAUCCAGAGAUCUUCCAGCAGAUCCCAAUCCACCACGUGACCAGCCCUGUUCCGGGAAGCAGAAAUCGAGUUCUCGGCCGGUGCCACGUGAGCAGUUUGGAAUCUAAACCACCACUCAGAAGAGCGGUGCCAUGUUUCAAUAAGUACAUUCUAUAUACAAACAGCAAAUGUAAGGUAAAUCCCCUGCUGUUGUUUUGUUUUCAGAAAUGAUCGUUCUCGUUGUGUUGCUGAGUUUUGCUGCUGUGUUGCAACAACCUGCUUCAAAAAUAAAGACAAGAGGAAUAUUACUCGUUCUCUUACUUCAGGCACAUGCAGUAGGAAUUGGACCAGCUGAGCGAAAUCAGAUAGUUGACAAGCACAAUGCCCUGCGGAGAGGAGUGCAGCCGACGGCAAGCAACAUGCUGAAGAUGGGAUGGAAUUCGGCUGCUGAAGCGAAUGCAAAACGCUGGGCAAACAAUUGUCAAUUUGGUCACAGCCCAAGCAACCAAAGAGUUGCCGAUGGAAUCUCAUGUGGUGAAAAUAUAUUUGCAUCAUCUCACGCCACUUCAUGGAAUGACGUGAUUCAAGUUUGGUACGACGAGGUGAAAGAUUUCAAGUACGGUGUUGGAGCAGUCCGUCCAGGGGCCGUAACUGGUCAUUACACUCAGGUGGUUUGGCACAAGUCUCACCUAAUUGGUUGUUAUGAUGCCUAUUGUCCUCAAAGCUCCAUGAAAUACCUCUACGUUUGCCAAUACUGUCCUGCAGGGAACAUAAUGGGAUCACUUCAAACUCCCUAUAAGUCUGGAUCACCUUGUGGGGACUGCCCUGGCUCAUGCGACAAUGGAUUAUGCACCAAUCAUUGAAAAUAUACAGAUAAGAACAUCAACUGUGAAGCUGUAGUGAAAGCACAAGGAUGCAAUAACAAGGAAAUUAUGCAAGAUUGUGUUGCUUCUUGCAAGUGCCCCCCCCCCCU